Chanos chanos (milkfish) is the source of this 1143-nucleotide messenger RNA. Its product is annotated as heparan sulfate glucosamine 3-O-sulfotransferase 6. The transcript has 2 exons. Bases 1 to 1143 code for a protein of 380 amino acids. The record is from RefSeq and is a predicted model, not a curated record. Gene Ontology annotation, molecular function: [heparan sulfate]-glucosamine 3-sulfotransferase activity. Lineage: Eukaryota; Metazoa; Chordata; Actinopteri; Gonorynchiformes; Chanidae.
AUGGGAUGUUCCAUAUGGACAUCUAGGUUCAACUUUGGACACCUCAAGGCGCAGUCCAAGGUGUCGGUGUUUUUUACCAUGAUUAUAUUUUUUACUUAUUUAUUUUACUGCCUCACGGGAUACUGCGAUUCACUACCCAGACCGUUGUAUGAGCACCAAAGUGUGAGAAACAAACUUCGCUUUGAGGACGGGUCGAAAAACCAGCGAGGCGCGCGGUGGAACGUUUCCACACUGAGAGAACUCCCCGGUUCGAACCAACUGGGUAUUUUUCCUCAGGACACUCGUAACGGCCAGCGAGAAAUUUCAAGUGACAGAAACAGACAACAAGUGGAGGUGGCGGGCAAUCUUUCGGUGUCCAACAACUUCGGGACUAAGGAGUUCCCUCAGGCGAUUAUUAUCGGCGUGAAGAAAGGGGGGACACGAGCGCUGCUGGAGUUCCUGCGCGUUCAUCCCGAUGUCCGAGCUGUUGGUGCGGAGCCACAUUUUUUCGACAGGUUUUACGAUAAGGGACUUGAAUGGUACAGGAACCUGAUGCCUCGGACUCUGGAGGGUCAGAUCACCAUGGAGAAGACGCCGAGUUACUUCGUCACCCGAGAGGCUCCCCGCCGGGUCUUCACCAUGAGUCGCCACACCAAGCUCAUCGUGGUGGUCCGAGACCCCGUGACGCGAGCCGUGUCGGAUUACACCCAGACGCUGUCCAAAAACCCGGGCCUGCCCUCCUUCCAGAACCUGGCCUUCAAGAACACCACCUCGGGCCUCAUUGACACGUCCUGGAGCGCCGUGAGGAUCGGGAUCUACGCCAAACACCUGGAGAACUGGCUGAGGUAUUUCCCGCUCUCGCGGCUGCUCUUCGUCAGCGGGGAACGGCUGGUGACCGACCCGGCCGGGGAGAUGGGGCGUGUGCAGGACUUCCUGGGCCUGAAGAGGGUGGUCACCAACAAGCACUUCUACUUUAACCAGACCAAAGGGUUCCCCUGCCUGAAGAAGCCGGAGGGAAGCAGCAGGCCGAGGUGCCUGGGAAAGUCGAAAGGUCGGCCGCACCCUCACAUUCCGCAGGACGUGCUACUGAGACUCAGAGAAUUCUACAGGCCUUUCAACCUCAAGUUCUACCAGAUGACCGGACAGGACUUCGGCUGGGAUUGA